This is a messenger RNA of Pseudophryne corroboree (corroboree frog), 2629 nucleotides long. RefSeq names its product collagen type XXVI alpha 1 chain (gene COL26A1). Lineage: Eukaryota; Metazoa; Chordata; Amphibia; Anura; Myobatrachidae. Gene Ontology annotation, molecular function: protein binding. Bases 106 to 1530 code for a protein of 474 amino acids. The transcript is spliced from 15 exons. The record is from RefSeq and is a predicted model, not a curated record.
UCAGCUUUACAGAGCUUUUGGUCUCUUGUAUUUUAGAACCCUCUAGUUUGCCACUGGAUUUGUUCUGUAGUUUUUCAUGUCAAAAUUAUUUCCCCAUUGAUAAAAAUGAAAUAUCCUCUAGUUUUGCUGUGGUCUUCCAGCUUAUUUGGAUUUACCUGUGGGACAGGGUAUAUGUAUCAAUUCCCAGCAUCACCUCUGCAGCACAACUACCCUGAUCAAAACUCAGCAUCUGCAAGCAGCAGUUACUCAAAUCGAAGAAACUGGUGCCAAUUCACAGUAACAAAAACAGUUACCUGCCAAGUACAAAACGGAUCGGAGACCGUGGUUCAGAGAGUAUACCAGAGCUGCAGAUGGCCGGGACCUUGUACAAAUCUUGUGAGUUAUAGGACUGUCAUGAGGCCUGUGUAUAAAAUGUCCUAUCGUACAGUCACUACUUUGGAAUGGAGAUGCUGUCCAGGAUUCACUGGAAGUAACUGCGAGGAAGAAUGCAUGAAUUGCACAAGACUGGCGGCAAUAGUAGACAGGAUAAGCAGCCUUGAAACCAAGAUUAUCAAACUGGAGAUGGCAGAGAGAGUGUCAGAGAAUGACCUGCCGAUCACAAGAAGCACUGCAGUGUGGAAUGAAGACUUUCUGCCAGAUGCCAUUCCUCUGCUCAGCCCAGGAGGCAUAUUUAGGAAAUCCGUUAAAUCUCCACCAGAAUCUAAAGGAGAUAAAAUUGAAGAAAAGAAGACUCGAGGGUUGCCAGGAAUCCCAGGACUACCUGGAUCAACUGGAUCUAUUGGUUUACCUGGAUCAAAAGGAGACCGAGGAGAAGUGGGGGAAGCUGGACCUGCUGGGCCCCAAGGACCUAUGGGACCUCGAGGGCCAAAAGGAGCUCCUGGAGAAACUGGAAUACAAGGACCACCAGGCCCUCCAGGGCCACCUGGACUACCUGCCAUCCCAAUCUCUUUUCCAGAGGGAGUUUUGUACUCUUUACAGCCUAACUCAGAGAGGGAAAAUGGAGAACCACAUUUAGUGUCUACAAUUACAGAUACUGUAAUGUCUGGCUUUCCUGGACCACGUGGCCCUCCUGGCCCUAUUGGACCCCCUGGACUUCCAGGACCAAACGGACCUGCUGGCCCAAUGGGUCUUUCAGGAACUCAGGGUAAACCAGGACUUCCCGGCCAACCAGGAACAAAGGGUCAGAAAGGUGACCAAGGAGACAGGGGUGAACACGGCCUACCGGGAGUGCAAGGCCUUAAGGGUCCUCCUGGGGAACCUGGAAUAAAAGGAGAAGAAGGACAUAAAGGAGAAGAGGGAGAUUCCGUCCAGCAGCUCAAAGAAGCUCUGAAAAUAUUAGCAGAGAGAGUAUUAAUUUUGGAGCACAUGAUAGGAAUACAUGAUACAAUUGUGGAGCCAGGGUCUGGCCAGGACAUUUUGGGCACUAUUACCACUAAAAACUUUAGACAGAAGCGGGGGCUACAAAAGAAAUAUCAGACGUAUGAUAUCUUCUCAUCACUGCUGGAUGACAGUGAAUUAAGUCAGAACUGAUCACAUGGACCUUAUUGCAUUCUUGUGAAAUCUCCAGCCCACAGAUUAAAACCAAACUUUUUCUUUACAGCAGAAAGAUGAAUUGCAAGAGCUUUAACAAUUUAACGGCAUAUCAGAGCAAGAAAUUGUAAUGGGAACCAGAUACUUUCAUUUACUUCAAGUUUCUUAAUUAUCGUUUGAAUCAAUGUACCAUUUGCAAAUCAAGUCUUCUUAAAAAUGUUAUUUGUAACAUUAUUUGGGCAGAUUUUUACAGGAUGAGUCAAAUGUAUGAUUGCCCACCAGCUUUGUUGUGUAAUAUAUAUGAAUGUCAUGGUUAUAAUUUGUGUAAGAUAAUAUGUUUGUUUGAAGACCCAAAGUCCCAAGUCACAUGACAAGUGACCUUAUAAUGCAUAUAUAUAUUAUUUUUUAUUUAUGCCACAUGUCAUCAAAAUUAGAACAGUAUGGACCAUGAAUGGUUCCAGAUGCAAUCUCUUUAACAAAUCACUGAUAAAAUAUAAAUUUCUCAUCUUUAUGUGUUACAGAACUAAUUUGGAAACAUUUUAUACACUUGCAUAUGCAAAAUAAUUUACAGUAUGUCUAAUUCCCUUAUUGCAGGGGGUUCGUCUCUGGACUACAAAUCAUUAGUGGAUAAAUGUGCUUAAAUCUUAUGUAAUCAGAACACUAGAAACCCAUUUUUCAAAGUCAUCUCUUAUCAACAAUGAAUAUUUUUUACUAAGUAAACAUAGGAGGUCUGGACCCCAUGAAGUCACUUGAGCUCUAGCUUGCUAUGUAAAUAUGAAAACUUUGUCUAAAAAAUAUCUCAAUCUUGUUUAAAAAAAAACCAAAACAAAGCAGUUUGCUAGAAAAAAAAAUAUUUUAUUUGAUUAUCUUUAUAUCUAUAGAUUUAAGUUGGCCAGUGACUGGCAAUGAUUGACGGGACCAGUGUCCAAUUGGAACAUGGACCGAGCAUAACAUUUCUGUCCCAAUAGCAGUAAUCUUAAAACUGUAUGUACCAUCGUAGCCGGAAAUCAUCAGGCAUCAUGCUGCUUUCUUGUCUAAAUACAAGAGAACAAUUAACCUAAAGUAUGAUGAUCAUAUUAUCCCUUUUACCUGGGACACU